AUGUCUCUGGAAAGCUUGCCGCCAGAGAUUCUUCUCAAGAUAUCCGCUCAGGUCUACUCUAUCGAGGAGCUUCUCGCACUUUCUUCCACCUCGCGCAUCCUUUACCACAUCUGCUCCUAUCUUAGUCCAAAAGUCAUUUCCCAACUCACGGCUGAGUCUGGCCGCGUAUUCUUCCGGCCGCACCCACACACGCUCAUUGCUGCCACAGCAAGGCAGCUGGCCGACUGGGCUGUGCAACACGACAGUCGCCGUUUCCGGCUUGAGGAGGCCAUCCGUGGCGGCGUCGACAAAUUGCUGGAACUCGCCAUUGAUGUCGUAGAGCUCACGCUGGAUGACAUUCGGCGGCUAUGGCACUUUAAAUACAACGUGCUGAAUCCUCUCGAUAAACAGCUGGAUUUAUCAGCAGGCCCUGGGUCGGACUACUCGUGGACUGUGUGCAACGACCCUGCCGCCACGCUUGUUUCCUGGGUGAUAUACGGGGAACUGUUCCACCAUUCAAUCGAGAUUGGAUACCUCCCUAUCAACUCUUUUGAGCAUAGGCCGCUCAGCAGUCUGACGCGUUACAAGUGGCUCGCAUACUGCGUGCCCGACGUGAACUGCUUCAACUACCUCGGUUUCAGCGACGAGCCUCAAUUCUUCAAGCAGUACGAAGCUCAGGAAGAAGACCGCUUUCAGCAGCUCAGCAUGAAGAUGGCAUACGAGGAAUUCCUCACUGAUGCGCGUUGGGAAACAGCGUUGGAAUCGAACGAGGCUUUUCACGCAUUGGAUAACUACGCGCGUGCGAAAUUCGUGGUCUGUGUGAAGCACUGGGGCUUCAGAAGCUUGGAGCUCCUUGUGCCUGGUGGUGUCGAAAGGCUAAAGGACGAUUUGGACGCUGCGGCAGCCAAUUUGGUUGUCGAGUUAGAGGAGGAAGCAGUGUCAGAUGACGAUUCAGAGGAGGAGGAGGACUGGGACUACGACAUCGACGAUGAUACUGUCCCGCUUGAUCCGAAAGAGUUGGAACGACGGGCCUUAUUCAGCGAUCCAUGGUGGCUGACAAGGUUUCCAACCCUCACCAAGGACCUGCAUUUCACACUCUGGGGUGACUGGGACGGAGGAGAAGAAGGAGAGCCAGCUUUAUUACAGGCUAUACGCAGUCCCGCUACUUUACAAUGA
Molecule: messenger RNA, 1155 nt
Organism: Mycena indigotica
Lineage: Eukaryota; Fungi; Basidiomycota; Agaricomycetes; Agaricales; Mycenaceae
Exons: 1
Coding region: 1-1155 (384 amino acids)
Source: RefSeq, a predicted model, not a curated record